AUGGCUAAGCUCAUUUUCUUCCUCGCCCUCCUAACGCUCCUCGUCGCCGCUGUGUCUUCCACCAGAGACGAUGGGGAAGACUUUACCAGAACCAUAGAUAGAAAACUCCUCGGUCUCCACAAGAAAGAAAAACUAACACAUUUCAAAGUGUAUUGGCACGACAUCUUAAGCGGUCCAAACCCAAGCUCCAUGAGAAUCAAGCUACCGGUUACGAACUCUACAUCCUAUUUCGGAGGAGCCACUAUGUUCGACAACGCUUUGACGGCGAAAGCUGAGAUAAACUCCACGUUGUUGGGUCAGGCUCAGGGGUUUUACGCCGGAGCGGCUCAAAAAGAGUUUAGUUUUCUAGUGGGGAUGAACUUUUCUUUUAAGACAGGGAAAUACAACGGAAGCACGAUCACGAUUCUUGGUCGGAACCCUGUGUUGUCGGAGGUUAGAGAAAUGCCUAUCGUCGGAGGAAGUGGGCUGUUCAGGUUUGCUAGAGGCUAUGUUGAGGCUCGUACAAAAUUUCUUAAUCUAAAGAACGGUGAUGCUAUUGUUGAGUACAGUUGUUAUGUUUUGCAUUAUUGA
Eruca vesicaria subsp. sativa (arugula) is the source of this 570-nucleotide messenger RNA. NCBI's taxonomy places the organism in Eukaryota, Viridiplantae, Streptophyta, Magnoliopsida, Brassicales, Brassicaceae. The record is from the annotation of a GenBank genome assembly.